Molecule: messenger RNA, 1518 nt
Organism: Colletotrichum truncatum
Lineage: Eukaryota; Fungi; Ascomycota; Sordariomycetes; Glomerellales; Glomerellaceae
Product: dimethylaniline monooxygenase
Molecular function (GO): NADP binding; flavin adenine dinucleotide binding; N,N-dimethylaniline monooxygenase activity
Source: RefSeq, a predicted model, not a curated record
AUGGGAGCCGUAAAGCGUGUCGCGGUGAUUGGGGCUGGUCCAGCUGGAGCCAUCACCAUCGACGCCCUCGCACAAGAGAAGACGUUCGAUGUGAUUAGAGUUUUUGAGCGCCGGGAAGCUCCAGGAGGAUGCUGGCUUGGCGAGACGAAGCCGCCGCCGAUUCUCCAGCCCGAUGAAUUAGGCCUGCUCGCCUCACGAGCAGCCGAUGGCCCUCACCCAUCAAUACCGUCAAAGCUUCCGGCUCAGCUCCCCAAAUCCUCGACUCCCCGUUACGCCGAGUCUACCGUGUAUCCCUACCUCGAGACUAACAUUGACUUUUUGCCGAUGCAGUUUUCGCAAGAGCCGUUUCCGCAGGAGCAAUCAGAGUGGUCCGUAUCGAUCCACGGCGCGGACACGCCUUUCCGUCCGUGGUCGGCUGUGCAGGGCUACGUCCGUUCCCUUGUCGAGAGAAGGGGGUACCAGGACUUUGUGGAAUACAACACCACAGUAGAGAAGGCCGAGAAGAUGAGGGAUAGUGGGGAGUGGAAGUUGACGCUGCGUAAAGAAGGCGAGAAGACGGACUACUGGUGGGAGGAGACCUUGGACGCAGUUGUCGUCGCGUCUGGGCAUUAUAGCGUGCCGUAUAUCCCCUCGAUCAGUGGCCUUGCGGAGUUUGCGAGGGACAGACCCGGGAGCGUCAUCCACAGCAAACACUUUCGGGGUAGAGAUGCGUACAAGGGCAAGAGGGUUGUUGUCGUAGGCGCCUCGGUUUCCGCGGCGGACAUCGCAUUCGACCUUACAUCGACCGCCCGGGCCCCGGUUUACGCCGUGACCGUCGGCCACAACUUCAACGGCUACUUUGGCGGGGAAGCGUUCAACCAUCCGCAGAUUGUCAAUGUGCCUUCAAUUUCACGCAUAGAUCCGCAGACCCGUACUGUACAUUUCGUGGACGGCACAUCCGUCGCCAAUGUGGACGACAUCAUAUUCGGGACGGGAUAUACUUGGACCUUACCGUUCCUUCAGACCUCUACGGAGUCCGAGUCGUCAUCGCCAUCAUCGACUGAAGAGUUGAAGCAAGCGCCAACGCCCCGUAACAACCGCGUUCCAGACUUGUAUCUUCACGUAGUCUACCGGCCGGACCCCACCCUUCUAUUCGUGGGUGCUGUGAACGCGGGCCUGACGUUCAAGAUAUUCGAGUGGCAAGCCGUCCUGGCGGCUAGAAUCCUCGCGGGACGUGUGAAUCUGCCUCCCGUUGAACAGCAGAAACGAUGGGAGGAAGACCGCGUGGCGAAACGCGGGGACGGCGCCAAGUUUGCUCUCGUCUUCCCCGAUUUCGAAGAGUACUUUGAAACCGUCAGGAAGCUCGCGGGACCGGCGAACGGCAAGGGCAGAGAGUUGCCGCCGUUUAACAAGUACUGGUUCGAGCGGUUCCUGAUGGGCCAUGAACGUCGGAAGGAUAUGUGGAGGCGGCUUAAUGCAGAAGCAAGGGAGGCCUUGAGUGGGAAGUCGGCCGGAGAUCAAUUACGUGCAAGGUUGUAG